GGAGGAGGAGCUUAAACCAAGAAGUCGUCCGGUGACGGUGGAGGCCGAGUGACGGCUGCGUUGUAUCGAAGUAGAACACGCAAUUAUUACUCGGCUGUACAUGUGUGAGAGAUGCUGACCUCGCCUUAGCGGAGGUCACAGCGACCAUGGCCGGCCGGCAGCAGAGAGCGGAGGCUGCUCCAGACGGCCCAGCGGAGGCCAAAAGGACGGAGGUCAGAGCCAGCGGGAAGAAGUGCUCUUGGGCCUCCUAUAUGACCAAUUCUCCCACUGUAAUAGUGAUGAUUGGUCUGCCUGCUCGAGGGAAAACCUACAUGUCCAAGAAGCUGACGCGCUACCUGAACUGGAUCGGAGUGCCGACUAAGGUGUUUAACCUCGGAGUUUACAGGCGAGAGGCAGUGCAGUCGUACAAGUCCUACGACUUCUUCCGACAUGACAACAAAGAAGCCAUGCAGAUCAGAAAACACUGCGCUAUGGUGGCGCUGCAGGAUGUCAAGGCCUAUCUGAAUGAGGAGGGAGGUCAGAUCGCCGUUUUUGACGCCACCAACACCACCAGAGAGAGGAGGGAGCUCAUCCUUAACUUUGCCAAGGAUAAUUCAUACAAGGUGUUUUUUGUUGAAUCCCUCUGCGACGAUCCCGACGUCAUCGCCACAAAUAUCCUGGACGUGAAGGUGUCCAGUCCAGAUUACCCCGAGAGGGACAGAGAAAGUGUCAUGGAGGAUUUUCUAAAGCGGAUAGAAUGCUAUAAAGUCACCUACAAGCCGUUGGAUCCGGAUGAACACGACAAGAGCCGCUCCUUCAUCCAGGUCAUCAACGUCGGCCGCCGGUUCUUGGUCAACAAGGUGCAGGACUACAUCCAAAGUAAAAUCGUGUACUACCUCAUGAACAUCCACGUGCACUCCCACUCCAUCUUCCUGUGUCGCCACGGGGAGAGCCAGUACAACGUGGAGGGACGCAUCGGGGGGGACUCUGAGCUGUCGGAGCGAGGGAGACAGUUCUCGUCGGCGCUGAAGGGUUUUGUUCAGGAGCACCAUCUGUCGGACCUGAAGGUUUGGACCAGCCAGCUGAGGCGAACCAUCCAGACGGCAGAGGAGCUGGGAGUUCCCUACGAGCAGUGGAAGAUCCUGAAUGAGAUCGAUGCUGGAGUGUGCGAAGAAAUGUCCUAUGAAGUCAUUGAGGAGACAUACCCGGAGGAGUACGCCAUGAGGAGCCAGGACAAGUACCAUUACCGCUACCCGGGAGGAGAGUCCUACCAGGACCUGGUCCAGCGGCUGGAGCCGGUCAUCAUGGAGCUGGAGCGACAGGGCAACGUGCUGGUCAUCUGUCAUCAGGCCGUCAUGCGCUGUUUGCUCGCCUAUUUCCUGGACAAGAGUGCAGAUGAUCUCCCCUACUUGAAGUGUCCCCUGCACAAGGUCCUCAAGCUCACCCCCGUGGCUUACGGUUGUAAAGUGGACUUGUUUGACCUGAAGGUCGAGGCCGUCAACACUCACAGGAACAGGCCAUUGCAGAACGCCGCGCCGCCGCCGUUCAUCCGGCGGAACAGCUUCACGCCGCUGUCCAGCCAGGACCAGAUCAAGAGGCCUCGCCUGUACAGCGUGGGCAACCCUCCGAGCGCUCGCAUGUCCCAGGCGCCUACUUUACCCAGCAUGCAGUUCUCCGAGGCGUCCGAGAUGCUGCAAAGCGAGCAGGACUCUGUGAACGGUGUCAGCGCCGCAGACGCGGGCGACCGCGUCCGCAGUUAAAGGAGCCGCAGAAAGAACAUCUGUGACCCCCCCCCCCUCAAACAUCCCACCCCGGCUUCCCUCCACAUGAAUGUAUCACCAGCACUGAAGGCCAGUGGUGAAAUGCUCCCCCCGUUACAAGCCACUGUGUCUGCAUAACCAUAUUUAUGUUACUCCAGCUUGUUGCAUAGGUUACGUGUGUGAGUAUGCACUUAAACAUAUAACUCCAUUAGAGCCGUCCAUUAGUUGCUGGUACACUCCACACAGCGUAGACAUGUCCCUCUGUAUUAGACAGAGUAACAUCAUACGAGAGUGCCUAUCUCAAAGGAAGCCGUGCACAGGCCUUUUUCCCUCAUGUUCUUUCUUUAAGUUACCUAUUCAACAUUCCCAGGUGGUUCCUCGGCGAUCUGACAAGAUAUUUAUUUUAAAGUGUGAUUCAAAGCUUAUGAAGCUUGCUUUAGGCCGAUAAGGGCUGUAAAGAAAUCAUGAAAUGUUUCGUCUAUCCGAUUUCGUCUAAAAAUGGAAGCAGCUCAGUGAUUAUUUGGUCUGUGACAAUUACUACUGUUGUUCCCUUGUCCCCUUGUUCCCUCUGAUCUCCCCCCGUUUCCUCUGUUGUUCCCUUGUCCCCUCUGUUCUCUGUUGUUCCCUCCUCUUUUUUUUCCUUGCACCCAAAAAUAACCGCUUUAUUAUAUCGAGCUGUCUCCUGUGUUAAUGUCAACCUGAUGACAUUUGACUCUCAUGAAACUGAUGCAAUUAUUUUCCACACAAAGUGCUCCUGAAUUUUAAUGCAUUUGAAACCUUAGAUGCUAAAAUCAAUCAAUCAUAUUCUCCUGAUGCAAAAUAUACUGUAUUUAAAUUACUAGCUUCAUAGUAACAACAUGGAUACGAUCUAUUCUAAAAGUGCCUUUAUUUAAAGGACUACAAGGCUGUGAUAAUAGGAUUGAAUGUCUUAAAAGAGCUUUAUUAGUCAUUUCACACUGUAAAGGUUUCCUUGAAUAAAGUUAAUUUUAACGCAG
Pungitius pungitius (ninespine stickleback) is the source of this 2734-nucleotide messenger RNA. RefSeq names its product 6-phosphofructo-2-kinase/fructose-2,6-bisphosphatase 2-like. The record is from RefSeq and is a predicted model, not a curated record. Gene Ontology annotation, molecular function: 6-phosphofructo-2-kinase activity; ATP binding; fructose-2,6-bisphosphate 2-phosphatase activity. NCBI's taxonomy places the organism in Eukaryota, Metazoa, Chordata, Actinopteri, Perciformes, Gasterosteidae. The coding region runs from base 147 to 1739 and encodes 530 amino acids. The transcript is spliced from 16 exons. Gene Ontology annotation, biological process: fructose 2,6-bisphosphate metabolic process; fructose metabolic process. Gene Ontology annotation, cellular component: cytosol.